Molecule: messenger RNA, 921 nt
Organism: Papaver somniferum (opium poppy)
Lineage: Eukaryota; Viridiplantae; Streptophyta; Magnoliopsida; Ranunculales; Papaveraceae
Product: metalloendoproteinase 1-like
Exons: 4
Coding region: 1-921 (306 amino acids)
Biological process (GO): proteolysis; extracellular matrix organization; collagen catabolic process
Cellular component (GO): extracellular matrix
Molecular function (GO): metalloendopeptidase activity; zinc ion binding
Source: RefSeq, a predicted model, not a curated record
AUGUCGAUAGAGCAACAUAUAGGUACUCUGAUGAAUCUAAGUUCCUUUCUAGGGGCUCCUAUUGGAGAUAAAGAAGCUGAGGCGAAGAACAUUUUUGGUGGCAUUGUAGAUAGAUACAAAUCCUUGAAAGCAAACAAGGAUUUGGGUCCGAGGAGUGAGAAAUUAGGUAGAGGAAAAAGACUUCGCUAUAGUUUGCUAGAGGGGUGUCGUAAAGGUCAGACUGUAAAAGGUUUGCAUGAAAUAAAAAACUAUCUCAAGAAAUUUGGUUAUACUACCAUGGUGGCCAAUAUCAAUGACUAUCACGAAGACGACGAUAAGUUCGAUGACGUUUUAGAGUCAGAGAUCAAGGUUUAUCAACUGAAUUAUAAUCUUGACGUCACUAGGAAGUUAGACACAAGAACUCUAGAACAGAUGAUGUUGUCUAGAUCUGGAGUGCCAGAUAACGAUAACAACGGCAGAAGUUCAAUGAGAUGGAAUCUCAUCAUGGAGGACGCGUGGACCCUAAGUUCUGUUUGUGCGCGAGCUUUCGCAACAUGGGCAGCUGUGAGUCAUUUUCAGUUUAGGGAGGUGGGUGAAGGUGAAUAUGCUGAUAUCCUUAUUGGCUUUCGUAGAGGUGCUCAUGGUGAUGGUCAUCCUUUUGAUGGGGCAGGAGGGAAAAUCGUUGCUCAUGCUUUUCAUCCAACAGAUGGAAGACUUCAUUAUGAUGCGGAUGAGAAUUGGGGCACUGAUCCAGCAUCAGAUGAGAUUGAUUUAGAAUUAGUUACUCUUCAUGAAAUUGGACAUAUUUUAGGGUUAGGACAUACUUCUGAUGAGGAAGCUUUACCAUUAGAAGCCGUCAUGUUUCCGACUAUUGGACAUGGGGUGACAAAGAGGCAACUAGGUUCCGACGAUAUUAAUGGUGUUCAAACUUUGUAUGCUUAA